AUGGUCCGCACUGAAAGGGAGUUGAUUUUCCUGGACGUUCAGAUUCGCCCAGAUUCUGUUGUAUGUAGCCUUAAUACGUGCAAUAAGGAGAAGAUCAACAAAUAUAACCAGCCGUACUUUCUUAACGCGGUCCGUGAUCGUUAUGGUAGCGAUCUCCCCAUCCGUGUCGUUGCUCUAACGCGCAUUACGGGCGUCCGGCUACCGCGAACGAAGGUCUUCGACGGACUUAGGCAUUUAAUGAUUCGACGGACUUACGCACUUACCUUCCAAGGCGCAUUACGGGUGUUCAGCGCGCAAGGGAUAUCACCGGCACACACGACUAUUUCCUAUGUGUGCAAAAUAGGACGAGGAAAAAAACCGGACUUACGUACUUGCCUUUCAAAGCGCAUUACGGGCGUCCGGCGCCCUCAACGGGUGUUCAGCGCGCAACCUUUUCUUCUCGGUACUACGAAUAUAAGUCGACAAUUUGGUCGUCCCUCGAAGAGGACGAAUCGAUUCGGUCGAGGGCUUAAUCUCAAUAGAUCGCAGUGUGGUGGCCGCUCUACUAAGAACGACACCCCGAGCCUGAAGUCAAGUGGUCCACAAGCGAUCCCUCGACUCGCGCUCCACGGGGGGUUCGAUAUCAGACGGAGACGCCAAAACCCCGUCUGUCGCGGAUGUCAAAUCGGGUGGCCCUUUCGUGAACGCCGACGCGUGUGA
This is a messenger RNA of Acanthosepion pharaonis, 699 nucleotides long. Lineage: Eukaryota; Metazoa; Mollusca; Cephalopoda; Sepiida; Sepiidae. The record is from the annotation of a GenBank genome assembly.